Messenger RNA from Haliotis rubra (blacklip abalone), 876 nucleotides. Its product is annotated as extensin-like. The record is from RefSeq and is a predicted model, not a curated record. Bases 1 to 876 code for a protein of 291 amino acids. Lineage: Eukaryota; Metazoa; Mollusca; Gastropoda; Lepetellida; Haliotidae. The transcript has 2 exons.
AUGAAGCGUCUUGUAACGGCAGACUGGGACUCCCCUGCUUCCAAACGUCCAAUGGCGUAUUUCGAUCAAAUAGAACAACGACUUAAUCUCUUGAGACUACACCCCGACCCACAUCCAACAGCACCUCCUCAGCACUACACCCCGACCCACAUCCAACAGCACCUCCCCAGCACUACACCCCGACCCACAUCCAACAGCACCUCCCAGCACUACACCCCGUCCCACAUCCAACAGCACCUCCCCAGCACUACACCCCGACCCACAUCCAACAGCACCUCCCAGCACUACACCCCGACCCACAUCCAACAGCACCUCCCCAGCACUACACCCCGACCCACAUCCAACAGCACCUCCCAAGCACUACACCCCGUCCCACAUCCAACAGCACCUUCCCAGCACUACACCCCGACCCACAUCCAACAGCACCCUUCCCAGCACUACACCCCGACCCACAUCCAACAGCACCUUCCCAGCACUACACCCUGUCCCACAUCCAACAGCACCUCCCAGCACUACACCCCUGACCCACAUCCAACAGCACCUUCCCAGCACUACACCCCGACCCACAUCCAACAGCACCUCCCCAGCACUACACCCCGACCCACAUCUAACAGCACCUUCCCAGCACUACACCCCGUCCCACAUCUAACAACACCUCCCAGCACUACACCCUGUCCCACAUCCAACAACACCUCCCAGCACUACACCCUGUCCCACAUCCAACAGCACCUCCCCAGCACUACACCCCGACCCACAUCCAACAGCACCUUCCCAGCACUACACCCUGACCCACAUCCAACAGCACCUCCCCAGCACUACACCCCCGACCCACAUCCAACAGCACCUCCCCAGCACUACACCCUGACCCACAUCUAA